AGCGAGUACAUUGAAGAGACGUACGAAUUUAAGAACACCAAGUUUGAAAUUAAUGUGCAAUUCAUUCACAAUCGUAAUUCAAGUACUCAAUAAAUCCUCAUGAUUCUUUAAAAUAAACGAAUGACGAAAAAUUCUCUACUAUUUGCAAGUUUUUUCGUAAUUGUAAUAUCUUGUAAGAAAGUAGCCUGAACUUGCAAAAAUGUUCGAUCCGAUCUUAUUUUCUCGAAACACGUAUCUCAAUCCAUUUCAUCGGCGCAGGUACAACGUUUCGUUCGCUAAUUACCUUUCUUCAAGAAGUAGUCCUUCAUUACAAAACAUCUCGCAAACACCCAUGGUUUCAUUUCCAAUUCCCUCACCCGACAACCUGGCCAAAACCCAUGUUUCAUUAUUAACACCGACAACAACUUUAAUAAGAUAAAUUACAAAAGUUGAAUUUAAGGAGCACAAGUUGCUGAACUAAUUAGAACUCGUUUCUGUUAAUCCCACACGAAACCCCAAGUUUUCAUAUCAACGUCUGGCCCAUCAAAUAAUAUUAAUAAUACGAACAAAGUAGAAUCGUGACGAGACGUCCUUGAGGGCCGACCUUCCCAGAACUUAUUCAGAAAAUAAAACUAAAAGUAGAGAGCCCCGAGCUGAUAGACGGGCUCUGAUCCCAAACUAGUUUAACAAUUUAUCGCUUCUGUACGACCCGUGCCCGGGACAGGAUUAUGUAUCUAAUUACUUAAGUGAAAGAUUCCCUUUCGGCGUGAAAGUUGAAACAUUUCUGGAACCAGUGAAUCUGCUUGAAAUUUAAUUAAAAUCGGGACCUAACUCAGGCUACGUUUUGAUGUUUUCAAAAGAAAGCUUCAUUAUAAAUGAACGCACGAAGGUUAUAAUGACUGUCUGCGCGAAAGCUCGAUCGGAGUAAAAUAUCGGUUCGAAUUGAAAUAUUGGCCGCAGGCGUCGAGCGAGAUAACUCUUCAUCAAGUGAAAUUAGCGCGGCAAUCUGAGAUGCUAACGUUCGACGCUGCAUAUCUGACAAAACUGCAUAAUUAUAACUUUUAUCGCAUUCUUUAGCGAUAUUUAAUAAGUCAUCCGCGAUUGAUGGUCUUUCGACUUGGAUAAUGAUUUAUUGAUUGGACCUUUCAACUUUUGAAAUAUUAUCGGGCAUCAUCCAUCUUAAGAGCGUUCAAUACAAGUUCAUGUCUUUCUUUGUCCAUGUUGACAUGCUAUUUGAUAUUUAACAUCUGGAAAAAUAUCAUCCAUAUCUGGGUACUAGUGUCCCACAUUGUAUGAAUCUAUGAGAUCAUCUUUCAUGGUGUUAUGUUGGAGUGUGGUUGUCCGCAUCGUUAUCGAUGCGCUCGCCGCUGCAACGUCGAGUACCACACGCCAGAUAACGGUCUCGAAUCGUAACGUAAAUAUUUUACAAUCCUAGUUUAUUAUAUUGUGAAGCCGGCUACGCAAGGGCUAUGUUGUCGAGCACCCACAUAUAAGCUAACCGCGUCUGUCAAAUCAGAACCUCAAAUGAAAUCUCCGCAUAAAAACGAGAAGAAAAUUCAUACAAAGGUGGGUUUAAUCUAUUGCCGAGUCACGACGACAGUUCCAUCGAGCUAUCGUCGGAUUUGUGGGGUGCAGUGUUUGGCGACAGCGCGGGAAGGGGGGAGCUACCGCGCGGCACGCCGGCCCGGCCCGCUCCGCGACCGCGCCGCGUCACCCGGUCAGUCUACCUAUCGCUCAGCGCAAGAGCGGACGCGCGCUUCUCGGUUGUUUGUAUCAGACGAGUGUUUAUUAACUUGUGACAAAACUUAGUGCAGUCCAAUAACAAUUGGAUCGGAUUAUCUGCAGUGUAGUGACGUUUUGUUACAAUGAAAGUGUGUUUUUAGUGACAAACUAUUUGGUUAAAAGUUUUGUAAAGCGAACCGAUGGUCCUCUUGAAUAGUAACAUGAAAAUUAAUGGUCACUAAUUGGACAUCGGCUUAAAAUGACGAUUGACAGAACCGGCCGGCCUCCAGCGCCGAGACGCGCCUCCUCCACUUACAGAAGCUAUGAUGAACUCGGGGUCAUCGACCGCGCGAAACCUUUGAAGUACAGACAUGGAGGCAUCGAAGACCUCACCGGGAUAGAACAAGUCAGAGCAUACAGAACGUAUGAGCAACACGACUUGGAUAAUAUCACUGUCAUCAGUUCUGAGGAAGUUCCGAAACCUAAAAAGAAAAUAACGGACGGUCUCGCCAACGGGUUUAGGAGAACUUUCUCUGUGAGGAGCAGACGAGAGGAACCAGAAGGGAUUCCAUUGGACACGUUCAAUGUUACUUAUGAGGAGAAUUUCGCGACUGUCAGAGGCGCGCCUUUUGGACGGCGUCGGUCGCUCUCGCGGGAUAGAGGCUCGUCCAUACUGGGCAGGAGCUCUUCAGAGGGCGAUGUGAGGAUGGUCCCGCCCCGCGCCCCGCCCGCCGCGCCCGCGCCGCGCCUGCACCGCUGCCUGCGAGCCCUCGGCGGCAGCUGGAAAAAUCUAUUACUAUUGGGCGGGAUGUCCCGCGGGGGGAGCGGCGCCGGCAAGACCGCGACGGCGAAGCGCGUGCCGCCGCCAGCUGUCCCCGGAGACGCCUUCGGAACGCCGCAGCACCGACACUCCGGCUCCAGCUUUGGCUCCCAGGGGUACGCGUCCUGCGAGGAACAGCCUUACCCCCAGCCACCAGAUACACCUUCACACACUAGAGAUGACCACUCAGACUACGGCAGCACAGUGUCGGGUGUGUCCGGGGUGUCGGGCGCCAGCGGCAGCCUCGGCAAGAGUCCGGCCGGUGGCGGCACUUUCACGUUCCCGCCGCCCGCGCAGCCCCUCACGCAUAAAGCUGCCGUGUACUACCACCACCAGCUAGCACUUAGUGAUGAUCAGGGCAUCGAUAUGACACAGAGCCCCGGUCGCGACAGUCCCGGCUCGUCGUCCGGCUCAGCAGGCUCGGGCUCGCGCCACUCGUCCGCGUCGCUGGACAGCGGCCGCGCGUCCGGCCGCGUGCCGCACCAUCAUCACGCCGCCUGCCACUGCGGGGACCUCGCUGAUCGAGUCAGGGCUAUGAUCGCACAAGGAUUACCGGACACGGACAUAAUCCAUGCGUGCCUAGCUGAGCUCCAGAUGGAGGAGUACGCUCGGCUGUUCAUCGACGCCGGCUACGACCUGCCCACCGUCACCAGGAUGACUCCCGAGGACCUCACGGCUGUGGGCAUCAAGAAACCAAACCACCGCAAACGGUUAAAGGCAGAACUCGCCAACUUGAAUGUGCCCGAUAACCUGCCUGAUUAUAUACCGGGUUCCCUAGAAGAAUGGCUCCGACUACUCCGGCUGGAGGAGUACGGGCCCGCGCUGGUCGCGCAAGGGUACCGCACUGUGCAUGACGUCACGCAGCUCGCAUGGGAGGAUUUAGAAGACAUGGGUAUAGUACGACUUGGCCACCAGAAGAAAAUACUUUUAGCCAUCAAGAGAGUCAAAGAUAUUAGAGCUGGAAAGAGGAGCAUUAGUAACCAAGGGUCCCUGGACUUUACGAGAAUACAGCCGGGCCAGGAUUUAUAUCCGAGGGAGCUACAUUACCAGCCUUGGGAGCGACAACGGAGUUACCAUAAACCCCCCGACCUAAACUUUGACGCCAUACCGACGCCCCUUUGUGGCACAGACUUGGUCCCCAUCCAGAUCCGCCACCCGCGCGGUAAGUCGCUGGAGAGCCUGGAGGACCCGUCGGAGCGAGCUUCACACAGCACGUUCUCCCCGGAGGGGGGGUUCUACUACGGGGGAGGACAGUGGCGCCGCUCCUACGACGACGGGGACAUCACGCCAACUAACGACACGUACGAGGGCGGGGGCACGCUGCCGCGGCCGCGCGGCCUGGUGCGGCCCCGCCCCGUGGCCAAGAUCGCGGCCACGCCCGCCUACCGCGACAAGGCCGCCGAGUACGCGUACGACGAGCUGGCGUACUCCGCGCGGCUGCAGCGCGUGGCCUACGGCGCCAGCCCGCACGUGGCCCGCAAGCCGCCGCCCGAGCCGCCCAAGCGCCAGAGCUCGCAGUACGCGCCCUUCUCGCGCUUCGGCCAGACCACGGUGGAGAUCCACCCCGAGAAGAGCCUCCCGCUGAGCCUGCCCGCCUACCCCAGCUCGGACUCGCUGUCCGUGUCGCUGGACAGUACGGGGCUGCUGCCGCCGCCGCCCGCGCCCGCCUCGCCGCCGCGACGUCUCGACGACGACAAGCUGCGCACCGGCUCCGACGCCAGCUUCAAGUCUAGCUCCAGCACAGAAUCGGAUAGCAUUCCGUUCGCGAACGAGAACGCGGGCACCAUAAAGCAGAACCGCGGACAGAUAGGCGGGCGGCCGCACACGGUGGACUACGGGCGCGCGGGGCUGGCGGGGCUUGCGGGGCUGCCGCCGCGACACGACAAGCCCGCGCCGCACGACGCGCCCGACACCACCAGCGAGCCCGUCGACGUGCUCAACGACAUCGGGAACAUGCUCGCCAACCUCACGGACGAACUCGACGCCAUGCUGGAGGAAGAGAAACGACAAGGACUCACAGACUCCUAAAACAACACACAAUAUACAUUAUUGUACUCGAAUACAUUUAUAGACUUGUCAUUAAUUCCAAAGAAUUGGACAACGGCAAAGACUUCCACUAAUUUAAUGAAUGCUGAGAUUUUGAUAACGCAAGCAGUCUUAUUAUAGGCAUCUACAUUAUUUUAGAAGUGUAGCAAUAUAAAAGCAAUCUUUUGUGUAUUGCAUUGUUAUGAUGAUUAUGAAUUCUGAGUAGCACGAUUAGACUUAUUGGUUUUAGUCUUUAUCGAGAAACUAUUCAACUCGGGGGUAUAGGUUUUUAUGAAAUUUACAAACACAACAGUGCUGGUAAGCAUCUCUUCCAUUGCUACUUUAAAUUUACCUCUAUCUCAAAGGACUGAGUAUAGUACGUGAUGUCACUUUGACGUCUUUAGUCUGACAAGUAAUGUAGUCUUGUAAAUUGUAACGUGACCAAAAUCUUUGACUUUUUACCAAUGUUGCUUCAACACGUGGCACAGCUGAGCUGACGUCCCCAUGCAGCCACAGCUUGGACCUGUCACCUGCCAUCAACUUCCUGCAAACAACAAAUCGUAUAUUGUACGUACUUUGUAAUAGUUUUGUAGCCUUUUGUACCGACGUAGUACAUUUUAUACAUACACAUUGUACUUUUAAAAUAUAGUUUGCUAAUAAUAUCCUCUGUUAUAUAAAUUAAGUGAGCUGUGUAUUUUUGUUGUUACAAAUAAUUAGUUCCUUGUAAUAUUAAAAAUUGAGUGUUUUUUAUUGGGAUAAAGAAAUUAGAUGUUAGUUGGAUCCAAAAACAGACAAAAGUGGCUAUUUUUGUAAAUAUUGUUUUACUUAAAUUAUGUCAUAGAUAAAAUAUAUCCCAGUAGUUAGUUUUUCAUGUACAAUAAUUGUAGAGUAUCUGAUUAUGACGUAGAAAUUAAUGUAGCUAGAAUUUAUACAAAACAUUAGUCUAGUGAUAGUGUGAAAAAUUAGGGUUUACAUAUUAAUGUAUUAUAGACAAUUAUAAAGUUAGCAUAGACCUCAUAGACCUUGUAUGUCAUCCUUGUAACGCAUAAAGGACAUGCCGUUCCCAUUAAUAUUAAUUACAAAGUUAUGCUUUCACUUAUAAACAUAUUCCUCAAACUAAACGCUUUGCAACACUGCUUGCAACGAAACGCAGAAGCCCGCGCAUUAAGUUUAUGGUGUUACCAGAGUGUAAAAUAACAAAUCCUGGUCCCAUUGUAACCUUCGAUCUCUUUUCAUUUUAUACUCUUCAACGCAUGUCCACUACCAACGUGAUAUCUAGCGGCCAUAGAAGCGAACAGAAACUAUUUUGUGAUUGACAACACUAUUAAGAACCGUAGUUAAAAAAAUAAGCAAUAUUGUCUUUGUCUUGUUUUAAUACGUUAACUUAUUUUAAACCUAUGAAAUGUUUGUAAAUUCAACUCAAUUUAUAGGUAGUUAGGUUUAAUAUUGUGUUUUAAUGAUUUAAUUAAAUUAUUUUAAUGUCAGCUGCGGUAUUCUAACAAAUGUUUAUAAAACGAAUAGAUUCUUAUAAAUUAUAAACAAUGACUAAAUAGUUUCCGUUACUAACCGUGAGUGUAAUAACAUCCUUUAAUGUAGAACAGUAAUUAAGCUUAACUUUGUAAAUAUCUUGAUAGAAAUCAUUGUUUCUAUACAGUCUUCUUUGUAUCAAUCUCAAAUGUAAACAUUUUUGUAUACCUACGUGUUAAUGACCAUUAUUCUACUUUUGGCCGCCGUUCAUAUUUUGUAAGGUGCUAGAAAAAAGAAGCAAAAUAAUUUUCCAUCAAAGUUUAUAUAACUUUUAGUAAGUCGUUCAUUGAACUAGUCAAAAUUUAUUUGUAUGGAACGGCGGCAAUGAAUGCAAUUUAUAUAAUCAGAAUUGUUAAAAUGUAAUUUAUUAUUAUUGAGCAGCUUAUGAUCCUCAUUUAGUUCGUUUCUUAUUUCAAUAAAUAUAUUUGUAAUAUCUA
Messenger RNA from Trichoplusia ni (cabbage looper), 6510 nucleotides. RefSeq names its product caskin-2 (gene ckn). The coding region runs from base 1961 to 4549 and encodes 862 amino acids. Gene Ontology annotation, cellular component: focal adhesion; axon. Lineage: Eukaryota; Metazoa; Arthropoda; Insecta; Lepidoptera; Noctuidae. The record is from RefSeq and is a predicted model, not a curated record. Gene Ontology annotation, molecular function: signaling adaptor activity; protein phosphatase binding. Gene Ontology annotation, biological process: axonogenesis; cell surface receptor protein tyrosine phosphatase signaling pathway. The transcript has 11 exons.